Molecule: messenger RNA, 5138 nt
Organism: Linum trigynum
Lineage: Eukaryota; Viridiplantae; Streptophyta; Magnoliopsida; Malpighiales; Linaceae
Source: the annotation of a GenBank genome assembly
CCACUUCGUCUUCUUUCCUCUGAAACCAGAAACAAAAUUAACCCCUUCUUCGCCUCCUCGUUCUCCCUUCCCUCUCUUUCCUCUCGUUCUACCCUAAGAUAAGAGAUGAAAAGACAGACGGCGGCAAUGAUGAGAAACAACAACGAUUGACGCCGGCCGACGAAGGUAAGCGGUGGUUUAUUUGGCUUGCAUGUCGAGUUUGGGGUUCGAUCUUGGUAAUAACUUUGGGUUCUGAUUGUGUUUUUUUGUGAUUUCGCUUUAUAGGGGUUUCGGGGGUUUUCGAUCAUGAUGAAGGGAAGCAGCGGGAACGAAAGGAAGAAGAGGGAAGCAGCGGGAACGAAAGGCAGCAAGGGAAUAAUUGCAGCUUAGGUGAGGUUUUUUGAGUUUUCUGAUUGCGAUCGAGGGAGAACACAGUCGCCGGCGGCCAAGGUUCUCUGGCGGCGACGAGGAGAGAAGGAGAAAAAAGAGUCGACGGCACUCUGGUUCUGACGGCGACGAGGGAAGCCCAGAAAAGACUGGUGGAUGGGGCUUCGCUUGGUAAGUUUUCUUGACGGUUUAGAGGCCGAUUUAGUUUAGGGAUUGGGACCAUAUGUUGCAGUUAUUAUGAUUAUGAUCAAUGCAAUCAAAAGCGCGAUUCUAACUGUAAACGUUUUGGUGAUUUAGAAGCUUAAAAUCGUAAGCUUUUAAGCUUUAAAACGUAGAUUUUGACUACACUUGUAAGGAAAAAGCACGGUUCUACAUAGAAGCGUUUUGGUGAUCUUGAAAAGGAAAAGCGUAAGCUUUUAAGAUUUAAAGCGCGAUUUUGACUGCAUUGAUUGUGAUGAUCCGAUUUAUGUGUGAGUUAUGUGAUGUUGGGUUUGAUUCAGGAAUUGGCGGUUUUGGAUGUGAAUCUGGUUUUGAGAUUGGGAUUUGAUUAUAGGAUUGGGUCUGGAAAUUUUGUGGUGCGUGCCGAGUGUUGGGAUGAAAUUAUGUGUAGUUAGGGGGUCUGUUUAAGGAUGGAAUUAUGGUGUUUUGUAUAAUGGUUUGGGGUUGAAAAUAGUGUAGAUUAGAGGGGUGCCCUUAAAACAAAACAAAAACAUUUCAAAAUAUCUUCCUAAGUUCGAGUCUGGUUGGUUUAAGCUGUUAAUUCUAGUUUAUAUAAUCUGAUUUGGUAAAGUGAGGAGCUUAGCUCAAAUAUGCUAGUGAAGGUAACACAAAGAAUGGCGAAACAGUUGUUAAAAGCAAACAUGAGCAUGUUUAAUAAUAUAGGUACUGUGUAAUCAAUGAAGAAGUAAAACACGAGCAUAUUAGUAUAUAUAGUUCUAGUUUUGAUUACAAUAUACAGGAACUUUAAAAAAAUAUACCCACAUGUUUGGAUUAAAAAAAACAGCUUUGAUAUAAUUACAACAUACAUGAUUUUGUGGUUAUAGUAGAAUUGUUGAUUCGUGUCUAUUUGUACAUGUUUUGCCCCGUUUUACUUAGGUGUUUGUGCCAAAUUUGCUCCUAAAAGGUUGGUUUUACGCUAGGUUCCUCGUGUUUGAGUGUGUUUCAGGAUUCAAUAGUUGAAACCAGCCUCGGAGUCGAAAGUUGGGCAAAAAUGAUUGAAAACCGGGAGAAGAGGUGAAAAAGGGCUAGUUCACGGCUUUCCCGGGAAGUUCAUCGCGAGGCGUCCAGAGCCAAAACGAAGGUUACAGACGCAUGGUGAGUUCAAGGUCUCUAAGACCGUGAACAGAAGUGAACGAUGCGACGCGUUUUGGCGCACGCUUGAAGUUCACGGACGCAUUUCGUGGUUCACGGUCGUGAACUCAGGCCGCGAACUAAGCUCGUCUUUGGUUUAAAUGAUGAGCUGAAAGGAGGAGAGAGGGAAGAGCCCAUUUUGUGAGAGAAGCCUUCUUCUGAAUUCUAGAGUUGAGUGAGGGAGUAAGUCAACUACCGAUUGUCUAAACCGAGAGGGUCGAGUGACACGACCUCUCAUGCUUACCUCUGUUUAGCAAUUGAGAUUGUGGUCUCCGACCAUAUAUGCAUCCCUCGACGGUUCGCAAUUACCAUGCCCAAAGCAAUCGUUCCAAUGCACAUAUCAUGGUAACAGUUAGGAGGAAGCGACAUUCGAGUGAUCAUUCCACAAAAGAGUUUUCAAAACCAAUUACCGUUGUUUUCUUUCAUUUCAAUUAGCAAACCAUUAAACCAAAACUUUGUUGCUAGAUAAUUAUUUCAACAACCGAAGUAGGGGUAGAUGACCGACCCGGGUCGAUAUCUAAAUACUUGCCCUAUACUGCACCUUACUAGAGUUUAAAAACUUGGGCUCUAGUUGGAAUUUUAUUGUAGUGUAGUUUCGAGCGAGUCAAUUGUCAACCUGUAGUUUGCUUGGAUGCCGAUUAGUUAGAAACCAUUUUGUUAAAGAAAGGUAGAAGUAGAGAUGAUAAAAAGGAGAUGAUGAUAGAAAGGUGGAUGGAAUGUAGUUUUACACUCGCCUAUCUUUUUAAUUUGGGGAAGGGAUGUUGCUGCUUUUCCUCUCGUUCCUGCUACUUUUUCUUUCUGUAAUUUGCUAUUAUCGUGUGUGUUUUUUGCUUCUUGUAUUGUUGUGGUGUUGGUGAAGGGUUUCCUAGAAUUUGCACUCUUUCUCUUCUCUUUGCUUGUUUGUUGGUGUCUAGGAGGAAUAAGAUGAAGUGUGAAUGGAUUUUGCAUGAGUUCCUUUGUUCUUUGAGUUUUGUAGAUCAUACAAGAAAGAAUGUGUAGAGGAUUUUUCUAAGAGGGAAGCUGGAGUGGAACCGUAGGGAGGAAGAAGAAGAAGGAAGUCUCUCUUUUUCAACCCCCUUUUGGGCAGCAGCUCGGGGUGUUUAUUUAUAGAGAGAUGGCAGAUUGUUCCCCAAGUUUGCAAUAGUACUGGUUUUGGUUAGAUCAGGUUUGGAUCGUCGGUUAGACCAGGUCUAGCUAUAUGGUUUUGAUUUUGGCUUCGGUUAGAGUUGACUAGGCGUUGACUGUUGACAUUUUUGUUUGGUUUUGAUUUGGGCCCAAUUUCUUUUUAAACAUUCUUGUGAUUACUAUUGUAAUCAGUUGUAAUGUAAAUUUUUGUACUAAUUGUAAUAGUAAUUUAUGUUUAUGGUAAUUGCACUUGUAAAUUAUAAUUAUCUUGUAAUUUUGAUUUAUAUUUGAUGUAAUUAUAAUUUAUUUGAAUAAGAUGAUUAUUGUUUGUCCUUGUCUGCUAUUAUUUCAAAAUCGAGCUCCAAUCCUCGUUAGAUCCAAAGUUUUAGAAACCAAUUCAAAGAUCAAUCACACAAUUGUUAAAUCCCCUAAUUUGUCAAACCAAAGCAAAACAUCGCAAUUCUCACUAUCAAUUGUAUUGAUCGAGAAUUGCUAUUGCUUAAUCUCGUCAAGUUAUGGCAAACAAGACUCAUUCCCAACAAAUAAAUACAUUUUAGUUAGGUCAUUCAAGAUUCGCUAUUUAAUUAAAUAUGUAUUUUAGCCCGGACAAAAAGUGGUGUCUAUAAUGACGAUGGCUACGAGGCGAUCUAGUGACAUGGAGACUAACGAUGAUGGCGACCGAGAUCCAGAUAGAGGAGUGUGGAACUAGGUCGGUUCGUUGCUUUCUGUCGGUGGCGGCCAACAAGGGUCGAAACUCACUUGGAUGGAGUCAGCGAUGAUGACAGCGACGGCGAUGGAGACAGAGUUGGAGGCCUAAAUGAACAUCGACCCUCCUGAUGACGGCAACCGUGAAUGAUUGGGCAUUGAUGACCCACGACGGAAUGGACUUCGCCUAGGUCGACUGUGCUCAGCGGAAUAACAUCGCUGAUGAACAAAACAAGUCAACGGGAUGAACUUCGUUGGUGCAAGGAAGACUAGCUGAAUAUACUGCUCUGAUAGCAUGUAGAAUUUGAUAACGCGGAAUCGAAAGAACAUAAGAGACACCAGAUUUUACGUGGUAUCCUCGAUCGAUUGAUCGAGACUAAUCCACGGUGAGCUCGAAAUAGCUCACUGCUGAUGUUUUAUUAAACAACUACAUUUUGACGGCUUGCUUACGACAGGUUCGUAGCUAAACUUAUUUAAAGAUAGACUUAAGGUUAAAACGUUAAUAACAACCAAAUUUCUUUCUUUUACAUGGACAAGAAAACAAGAUACUUCGAGGACAAAAAAUUAAUUACUUGACUAAAUAAUUAAUAUCCUCAAUACUUUUAAUCUAUAAAUGUUUGGUAUAUCAAUAAACUCACGCUUCACAAUCUACAAUCUCGCAAGUUUUUUUGGAGCUUUGUUCCCUUUUUUUUUUUUUUGUUUUGAAACUUUGAGCCUUUUCCAAUGGCGUGGGUAAAAUGUUCCAAGUGUCGUCGUUGAUCUGCAAGGAAAAGACAGAAAGCCGGAUGUCAUUUUCACCAUUAACCAUAAUCCAGUCCAUCCUUUGCCGUCCAUAUUAUAAUAUCAUCAUUAAUAACUAGUAAGCCUGCUUUUACAGAAGAAAAUAAAAGAAACAAUGAUGGAUAUGAUAUAGGCCUGCAAUACCAGCAAGGAAAUCGUCAACCCAUGGUCUAUACAUAUUACAAAGCUUCUUGUUUCCUCUCCAUUUCUUUCCACUCUGUCUUUUACCCUCGUUUUAGUUUCAUAAGCCCUGGAAAAAAAAAAUGGAGCUGGCGGCCUCCUCAUUCUCCUCCGUGAUGAUUUUUCUCCUUCUCUUAGUUUCCCCACUUAAUAUUAUCAUAAUGAUCUCCUUAUCCUCCAACGCCGUCGCCGAUGCGGCUGUAAGGGGCGGUUGCCAAGGGAAUCUUGGGGAGUGCAGAGGUAGCAUUGUCUACGAGGAGGCGGAGGAUUUCACCGGGAGGCGGAUACUGCAGCUGGCCGGGGGCGCAGGAUUUAUAAGUUACGAUGCUCUGAAGAGGAAUACGGUGCCGUGUUCCAUGAGAGGGGCGUCUUACUACAACUGUCAGGCUGGGGCGGAGGCCAAUCCUUAUACCCGUGGUUGCAGCGCCAUUACUCGUUGUCGCAGUUGAAGGGGGAAAUACUUGGCAAGCUAAGUGUUUUUUUUUUUUUUUCUUCUUCAUUCCCAUGAAUAUAUAAUGUAACACUUCGUCUUUUGAGUUAAGGUUUAGCCUAGAAUGAUUACAUGGUUGGUUCACUGGUUAGGUAUGCAAACUUGAACCUGAUCAAAAUUCAAAUCAAGAUGUAAAAUGACA